CGGGACGGAGAGAGAGGGAGAGAGAGAGAGAGAGAGCCGGGUGUCAAUGUUAAGGUGACAUUAGAGGAGGCGGGGGCGGCGCCACGUAACCUGCGCAUUGUCCUGGGCGUAAGUGCGGUUGGUGCAUUGUGCGGAGAGCGCGGCGCGGGCGGCAGGGGCGCCGCCGAGAGGGAGAAGCCCCGCCGCCGCCGCCAUGGAAGGCAAGCCGAGCGACCAGCUGCUGUGCGACAGCCUCAUCCUCUGGUUGCAGACAUUUAACACUGCUGAAUCCUGCAGGGAAGUUCAGGACUUAACUAAUGGUGUUGCCAUGGCACAAGUACUUCAUGAAAUUGAUGCUGCCUGGUUUGACAACGCUUGGCUAAGCCGCAUUAAAGAAGAUGUUGGUGACAACUGGAGAAUCAAGGCUAGUAAUUUGAAGAAAGUUCUUCAAGGAAUUACCGAUUAUUAUCAUGAGUUUUUAGGUCAGCAGAUUUCAGAAGAUCUCCUUCCUGAUUUGAACCGAAUAUCUGAACAUUCUGAUCCAGUAGAGUUGGGCAGGUUAUUGCAGCUCAUUUUAGGCUGUGCAGUCAACUGUGAAAAGAAGCAAGAACAUAUACAAGUUAUAAUGACACUGGAGGAGUCUGUGCAGCAUGUUGUAAUGGCUGCUAUUCAAGAGUUAAUGAGCAAAGAAAUAGUGGGCCUUGUUGCAAGUGACUUAUCUGGUGAUCUGGAGCAACAGCUGAAAAGAGCGUUAGAAGAGCUUGCUGAUGUACUAGCAGAAAAAGAAGAACUGAAGCAGAGGUGUCAAGAAUUAGAUCUACAGGUUGCUGCUCUGCAAGAGGAAAAGAGCAGUUUGAUGUCUGAAAAUGAGAUCAUGAAUGACAGAUUGGAUCAACUUGAUGGUUCUCUUGAUGAUACAAAUACUGCAGUCGCAAAAAAAUAUUUCCAUGUACAGUUGCAACUAGAACAGCUGCAAGAAGAAAACUUUAGGCUUGAAGCUGCAAAAGAUGAUUAUCGUGUUCAUUGUGAAGAGCUUGAGAAACAACUAAUUGAGCUUCAGCAUCGAAAUGAUGAACUGACAUCUCUAGCAGAAGAAUCCAGGGCCCUGAAGGAUGAAAUUGAUGUUCUUAGGACAGUUGCUGACAAAGCAAAUAAGCUGGAAUCGACUGUUGAGGUGUAUCGUAAAAAACUGGAAGACCUGAAUGACUUUCGCAGACAGGUGAAAUCUCUUCAGGAAACAAAUAUGAUGUACAUGCAUAAUACAGUGAGCCUAGAAGAAGAACUGAAGAAAGCAAAUGCAGCUCGUGCACAGUUAGAAACUUACAAAAGGCAGGUUCAAGAUCUUCAUAACAAACUCUCAGAAGAAUCCAGAAGGGCUGAUAUACUGGCAUUUGAAAUGAAACGACUAGAAGAGAAGCAUGAAGCAUUAAUCAAAGAGAAAGAGAGAUUGAUAGUUCAGCGGGAUGCCCUGAAAGAGACAAAUGAAGAGCUUAGGUGCUCACAAAUGCAACAGGAUCACUUGAAUCAAACAGAUGUCUCUGCAGUAAGAAGUCAUGAAAAUCUUGCUGCUGAAAUUGUUCCAGUAGAAUACAGGGAAAUGUUCAUUCGGCUACAGCAUGAAAACAAGAUGCUCCACUUACAACAAGAAGGGUCUGAAAAUGAACGAAUUGUAGAGCUCCAAGAGCAGCUAGAACAGAAGCAUCGGUCAAUAAAUGAAUUAGAAACAGAAAAUAGAUUGAGCAAGGAGCGUGUUGGAGAGCUACAGCAGCAAAUUGAAGAUCUGCAGAAGACUUUGCAGGAGCAAGCAUCCAGGACGGAAGGAGAUGGGGUAGAUAGUUCCAGCAAGUUGAAAGAGAAGAUAGCAGCACAUAUGGAGAAGUUGAGUGAAGUCCACGAUGAGCUGCAGAAGAAAGAAGCUCUUCUUGCAGACCUCCAGCCAGACAUGAACCAAAAUGCACAAAAAAUUGAAGAACUGGAAGCAGCUUUACAUAAAAAAGAUGAAGAUAUGAAAUCAAUGGAAGAAAGGUAUAAGAUGUACCUGGAAAAAGCAAGAAGUGUGAUAAAAACUUUAGAUCCCAAAUUAAAUCCAGCAUCUGCCGAAAUCAUGUUGCUAAGAAAACAGUUGUUGGAAAAGGAUAAAAGAAUUGAAGCACUUGAGGGAGAAUGUAAAUUGGCCAAGCUGAAUGAUCAUGAAGAAAAAUUAAUUGUGUCAGCGUGGUAUAACAAGAGCUUAGCAUUUCAUAAACUGGGAAUGGAAUCCAGACUCAUAAGUGGGAACAUGGCAUACAAAGACAAUAGUUCCUGCCUACCGGCCCGCUCUUUUCUUGCUCAGCAACGGCACGUCACCAACACUCGAAGGACACUCUCCGUAAAAGUACCUCCUGCAACAUCAGAUUAAACCAGGGAGGAUAUUUGUGCACACAAGUGUCCUUAACGUAUUUUGUAACAUUUGUUUUGAACUACUUGACAAGGAAUGGGAUGCUGUGCAUCUGCUAUUUUACAGAGGAGACCUGUCUGGUGUCAAAUGUAAUUUGACCAACUGAUUACAGUUAGAGUUCCAUAACCAUGGAGCCCUUCUCUGUGGUUUCAUUUUUCUGAAUCUGGGGCAAAAUGGUCUCUUUGGGAAUUUGCUAGAUCUUCUAGCAUAAUUCUAUGGUAUGUUUCCCCCAGAAGUUACUAUAGAAUCAUGAUAGCAGACCUAGAAAAUUCCUCUCUAUGAAUCUGUAGGUUUUGCAGUGCAACUCUGUCGUAUGCUGGGAUCCAAAGUCAAGUGAUUUAAUCGUAUUUGGUUGUAUCUGUUGAUCAGGUAACUGCAGUCCGAUCAGGAAUGUAUGCAUCAUAGAUAUGGGGGUUUUACCAUAUAAGAAGCAACGCAGAUCUAAUUUUUCUAGAUUUAAAAAGAUUUGAACCUUCUAGAUUUAAAAAGAUUGGAGUUUUAAAGAGUUUAUAUUUGUCUUCCUGGCAACAUCACCAAUUCUGUUUAAUUAUUUCAGUCAAGGAUGAUUACUAAUUUUAACGGGAGUAAUUUUUUAAAAAUGUGAUCUCAGCAAAGAAAGGUAUUUUCCCACAAUUUUCUUCUACUAUUUUUUGUUUAAAAAACACCAAGUAUGACCAAAAGUUUUAAUACACAAUUGUCUUUCAGUAUUCAUGUUGCAGGAUUUGUUUGGUAUUUUGUUAAUUUUUAAGUUGUAAGAAAAAUACAACCAAACAUUAGUAGACAUAUGUCCUAAAAAUGUAGUCCAUCCAAGCCCUGUUGAGCCCUUGUUAAACAAAAGUAAUGAUUGUUUUAUGUAGAUACAUCAAAGAUGUUUCCCUUUUUAAAGAGGUGAAAUCAGCAUAGGCCAAAUGUCUGUGUAUUUGAAAUGAAUUAGUGUCUUUAAAAAUAAUCAUGUGGUUUUAAAUUACGGAAAUUUUGAAAGGUUGCAGAGUUAACCUUAACUUAGGAUUUUUUAUGACUUUAGGCCUGGGCCACAGGAUGCCUGGGCUGGCAUUGUGGGAUUGUGAGUCUCUUUACCAUACUACAAGCCGAAUAUGCAGGGUUAUAAUAUAUAAUUAUAAUACAUAUUGCCACACUACAAGCUGAAUAUGCAGGGUUGGACAAAAUAUCUGAGCACAUCCUGCUCCUAAAGGCAAAGCAGGGACUAUAGGCCUGGUUUCUGGAUCUUACUGGAUGGGUACCAAGAACUGGACUAUACCAUGUUGGCAACUUGAUGGCAUGGCCUUGUUUAUCAUUGCAUAAUCAAAGGCUUCUGUGAGUUUGUGUUUGUGUCGCUAUAUUAUUUUUUUAUAAAAGAUUAAUAAUGUCUUGUGAUAGAGGCCUUGGAAUAGGUUUUCUAUGAAGAUGUUCUCAUGGUCAAUUCUAAAACUUUAUAAACUCGUUUAAUAUAAAAUAUUGAUAUUUUAUAUAAUGUAAGCCAAUAGUCAGUUGUUUGCCCUGUGCCUACUAGUGAUAAAGUAGGCAGUUCUCCAGAAAAACCUUGUUUAGCAAUAAAGCAGCUUGUUUUUAAAGGAUUAUGCUGCACUCUUUAAAAUGAUUCAAUUAUUCAAGCUGAUGUGGUACAAUGAUUUAAAAUGCAAAAGUAUGUGUGAAUGCAUAUUCACCAAGGCAAAUGCAUGUUUGUUUUCAAAACUGAUGUUCUAUUAUGGGAAAUUAAAAGAAUUUCCCAGAAUAGCUUAUAUAUCGUGGACCAGGGUCUUGUGGCUGUAAACACAAUGUUUCAAAUUAUUUCAGAAUAUUUACCAUAGUUUCAAAGAAUUUAUACACUUCUGAUACUAUGAGUUCCGUCAUCGGAGCUGUGAAGUUUGCUGUGGAUCUACAGUUUAGAUUUUCCACUCUAUCAAAACUGUGGUGUUUUAUCUGAAGAAUUACAUGCUGUUCAGUUUAUACAGCACAUUUAAUUAUUAUUGCUUUAAUUUUAAUAACGGGAGCAGAGUGUUAGGCCUUACACGUACCUACUCAGCAGUUCUACUGAAUUCAGUAGGGCUUGCUCCCAAAUCAUGUGUUUAGGAUUAGAGCCUAAGCAUAUAUUGACAGAACGUCCAGUCCUCUUGUUUUUUAACAUCUCAUGAUCACCUCUUGAGUUUUCAGAUAGUUUUGUUCUGUUUAAUGUACUCCUUGUGUUUUCAGUAUCUCUCUGAACAUUUCCUCUGGUCUGAAUUUUGUAGGGAUAAAUGGCUAGUGCAGAUCUAGUGACAUGGUGUUAAUGAUAUGAUAUUUUUGUAUUUCCUUGUAAACAAAUACAGCUCUAAUUGCAACAAUUAGCUAUGCAUUGUCCACAGAUUAUGAGCACAAAAAUAUUUUUCCAGCAAUUAUCAUUUAUAAUAUACUACAUAUGACUUCUACUAGAAAAAUAAUGUUAACACCAAGGUGAAAGUUGAUUUCAAAUUAGAUUUCAAAUUAGUUGGGACCAAGUCCCUUGAAAGAAAUAAAAUUUUAACUUAGUUACUACUGCCUGAUUUCCAUUAGGCUUGGUCACAACCAGCCUGGGGUCUAAUAGUUGGGUACUGGCAGAUAAAUAUUUCUCACCUCUGAGUUCCUUUUCCUAACCAAGUUUCUCAAUUCUCAGGAGACCUUUUUUUUUUUGGGGGGGGGGGGGGGGGGGAAAUAGGUAACAAUAUUCUUUCCAAUCUUAUUCUCAGUACAGAGUUCACUGAGGAUUAAUCUAAAAACCAUGAUUUUGUUUUUAAAUAUAUGGGCGAUUAGUGCUGAAAUUACUGCAGUUCUUCACACAGAUGUUGCACGGGCUUUACAAACAUUAGAAAAUACCAUAGGUCUACCAUAUCCACUUGUGCUUCUUUCUUAGUGCAAUCAAUCAUGAAUAUCCCAGGAGACAUCUUAUUCAUUGCAUGUUAUUGGACAUGGCAACUGCAGAAGCAAUAGUUUUUGUGAUAAUUAUUUGCAACUCAGCUGUUUUUUUGUCUGCUUGGUAUAACAGUAGUCUUUAUAUUUGGAACUACCUCUUUUGACUAAUAAGCUUCAAUAGCAAUCACAUAUUUUGUUCACCAGCACCUGAACGCAUCUCUAUUUAACUGAGACAGGCUCACGUAAAGAGAAAUUGACCUGAAAUUAUUGAUUUUUAAAGAAAAAUACAUGAAUUAUCCUAAACUAUGAAACAAAUUUAUAUUAUUUAGCUUUAUACAGAAUAUUUAAUCCAGGUGGUGUUUGUUUUCUGUAUCGACUGCAUGGUUUUCCCCAUUAGAUUCAAGAGCACUUUCUUUGUAUAACAAUGUUAUGACUUGAUGCUGUACUUAAUUAUGUGAUAUGUGCUUUUAAUUAUUUUUAAAAACCAUGGACACUGAAAAAAAAGAGUUUAGGUUAAGAGCUUUGUUACCAGGCUAACACAUCCAGUAUAAUUAAUGACAUGUUUCUCUUCAAAAUGAAAUGUUCUAUUUGUUACCAGUAACCAUUUGAUUAGGAUCAUAUAACUGUAAGCAAUAUUCAUAUUUUCUUUUAAUAAGAAUAAAUGGUAGGUGUAAGUUUAUAUUUUCAAUCUAGAAUUAGCUUUAUAUUGUCGAAGGCUUUAUAUUUCCAGUUACAAUAACCUCUCAAAUGUAUACAAUCUCUGAUUUGAAAGCAAAUAGGCUGUAUAAAAUUGUGAGAAAAAAAGAAUUUGCACUAAUUUGUAAACAUGGUUUUAUUCUUUGUUCAAGAAAUAUUAUUUUGUAUCCACAUUUAAAAAAAACCUUUUGGCA
Molecule: messenger RNA, 6171 nt
Organism: Anolis sagrei ordinatus
Lineage: Eukaryota; Metazoa; Chordata; Lepidosauria; Squamata; Anolidae
Gene: HOOK1
Product: hook microtubule tethering protein 1
Biological process (GO): cytoplasmic microtubule organization; cytoskeleton-dependent intracellular transport
Cellular component (GO): cytoplasm; centrosome
Molecular function (GO): dynein light intermediate chain binding; microtubule binding
Source: RefSeq, a predicted model, not a curated record